Messenger RNA from Pelmatolapia mariae (spotted tilapia), 1174 nucleotides. Its product is annotated as lamina-associated polypeptide 2, isoforms beta/delta/epsilon/gamma-like. The transcript is spliced from 7 exons. The record is from RefSeq and is a predicted model, not a curated record. Lineage: Eukaryota; Metazoa; Chordata; Actinopteri; Cichliformes; Cichlidae. Bases 263 to 895 code for a protein of 210 amino acids.
CUCACAUAGUAACUCCUCCCCCCCACUACCCAUUGUCUCUCCAUACAGUAUUAGGCUGAGGGGAUGCCAUACUUGGUCCAGCGAGGGACGCAGGAGAGGGAGAAGGAGGUGUCAGUAAAUAAGUACUCACCAAUUCAACGGCCUGAAUGCAUCACUCCUGUCAAAAUGCUGCUGCAGCAGCAUAUAUCACAGUGCCAGCAGCAACCAAAGUGUGGGUCACACCUGGAAAUCAAAGGACAAGAAAGAUCCAGAGGAUGCAGAGAUGCCUGUUCCAAGUUGUCUGACUGAUGAGGACCUCAAGGCCACACUACGCAAACAUGGUGUUAAACCUGGGCCUAUAACUGCCUCCACUAGGGUCUUGUAUGAAAGGAAACUCCAUAAACUGCUGCAGUCUGACAGACGUGAAAGGUUGAAUGAAGCAGACAAAGCUGUACUGUACUCUGACUCUGACGAGGAGGAAAAGCAGCAGGAGAAGGAUGAAGACUUGGGUUCAGAAAAACAACCUGACCCUUCAGACCAAACCCAACAAGAGAGCAGCCAGCCUCCCCAGGAACCUGUGAAAGAUGCUUUCAAGGACAUCCUUCCAGACAAUAAGACCACUCCAACAGGGAUCUACGUCACUCGCCGGAGACCCAUCAAGGGUGCCGCACAGAGACCUGUCCAGUAUUCCUACCCUGACAGUCCUGUGAGUCCCAUGACCCAGCAGAGACGGGAGGUGGAGCGCUAUCUUGUACCCAUUCACAUACAGAUUUUAGUUUUCAUAAUUGUAGCAUGUGUCCUGUACCUUAUUUAUGUUAAUGUUGAGGACAGUCUAAGCUAUUGGUCAUACGGUGAGGACAGGCUUCUGGUUCAGGCAGAGUCACAGGACGCAGAUGUUGACUAUGCACAGGAUUAACAUUGCUUUAAUUUAGUGUUACUUUAACACCGACAGAUUUUGUUUCCCCUUUUAAUUGUUUGCAGAAGCAAACUGCAAAAUCCAGUUAUACUUUUUUCUUUCUUUUUGUUGUUUUGUUUGUAUGUUUGGUUUUCUAUAAUAUUGUCACUGUUCUUGUUACUAUAGAAGUGAUGCCGAAACGGACAAAUUUUAAAAAUUGUCUAUUUUCUUAACCCUAAUUGUAAUAUUGCCUUUUCACAGAACUUGUCACGGUACUUGGAUGCCUUUUUUUUUUUUUUU